CUUGUCUUCCCGCUGCACCCGAAAGAAAAAAGAAAGGGAACCCCACCAGCCUUGAGAAACCGGUGAGAAAGCUUGAUUUUUCCCUUCUUUUCUUGUCCAAGAACCUGAUUUAGAACCCAGAAAUUUCCCCUCCCUCUCUGCAGAAGCCGGAUCUACCCUGCUCUGCUUUGUCCUUCCGCCGGCUGCUCUUGAUUGUGGGUGAUUUCUGGGCAUAUUUUUCGGUUCCCGAUCGUUCUGUCAGUUUAGUACGUGGAUUGAGUGCUCGGUUUUAUGCGAGUGAGAAAGUGAAACCGAGGACGGGGAAACCACGGGAAGUGACGAGUUAGAAGGCUAGCCACUUGUAAAUUGAGCAUAGCUUUAGAUAAAUCAUGAUCUUGUAAACCAGAGUGUAUUUGGAGAUUUAUGAUAUGAGAGAAUAUCUUAUAAUUUGAUCUUCAGAUUUUGAUGAUAUCAGAGUGUGAAUUUGAAAGUUCCGAGCCUUGUGCAUUUGUGGGACCCGUCUCAAGAGUGCACGGCGUCUGUCGCACCUCGAAUGUGGGUUUUGGGGCGUGACAAGUUUUCAAGAUGUUGCAGAUCUUCAGCAUGCUGCUAAGGGGUGCUUACUGCUAUGAAUACGUAGAGAAGAAAUCAAGCAAGAUGGACCUGCCUCUCACACAACAAGCUGAGCACAAUUUCUUUUAAUGCUCAUAUUCAUCUUAGUUUCAAGCCCUUUAGUUUAGUUUUAGCUUUAUACUUCAACCUAAAUUAGUCUUUAACUUUAGUUUAAUGUUUUUUCUGUUGAUAAAAAAAAAAAAAGUUUAAUGUCUUUU
Rubroshorea leprosula is the source of this 809-nucleotide messenger RNA. Lineage: Eukaryota; Viridiplantae; Streptophyta; Magnoliopsida; Malvales; Dipterocarpaceae. The record is from the annotation of a GenBank genome assembly.